Molecule: messenger RNA, 1643 nt
Organism: Arabidopsis lyrata subsp. lyrata
Lineage: Eukaryota; Viridiplantae; Streptophyta; Magnoliopsida; Brassicales; Brassicaceae
Product: zinc transporter 2
Exons: 2
Coding region: 390-1493 (367 amino acids)
Biological process (GO): zinc ion transmembrane transport
Cellular component (GO): membrane
Molecular function (GO): zinc ion transmembrane transporter activity
Source: RefSeq, a predicted model, not a curated record
AAAAAAAACUUUUGUUCGUCUUCGUUUUAAUUUUUGGUAUCAUCAACAAAUAUUCCGGUCUGAAAAAUUAUGGAUGUAAUCUCUAUAAUUCUUCACUAGACAGAAAAUAAAAUUUCUUAGAAAAAAGAAUCAAAGUAUCAUUUUCAUAUUAUUAUUUUGUCAACGUUCUGACUCUAAUCAUAUGGGAUAACUGUAUCCGGUACAGGGCGUUUCACAAAGAACCAGCUCUUUGGUCGCCGGCGAUUUAGUUAUUUAACUUAUUUACAUUGUAUGUACUUUCUGUAGUACAACUUCCGAAUUACUUUACCGUUGUACUUGUCACAGCAAAUCUCUAACGAUAAAGUCAACACUGUACUACAAACACCAACAUAUAUAAUCAUACACUAAUAAUGUUCAUGAAGUGUAAACAAACAAUAACUAAAACAAAACAAAGAAUAACUAAAAUGGCUUUGUCUUCCAAAACCCUAAAGUCAACUCUCUUCCUCCUCUCUAUUCUCUUCCUCUGUUUCUCCUUGAUCCUAGCUCACGGCGGCAUAGACGACGGCGACGAAGAGGAGACCAACCAGCCACCUCCGGCCACCGUCGUAAAUCUCCGAUCGAAAAGCUUGGUGCUUGUGAAGAUCUACUGUAUAAUAAUACUCUUCUUUAGCACAUUCUUAGCCGGAAUUUCACCUUACUUUUACCGAUGGAACGAGUCGUUUCUCCUCCUCGGAACUCAAUUCUCCGGCGGUAUAUUCCUAGCCACCGCUCUAAUCCAUUUCCUCAGCGACGCUAACGAGACAUUCAGGGGAUUAAAACACAAAGAGUAUCCUUACGCCUUCAUGUUAGCAGCCGCUGGAUAUUGCCUUACAAUGCUCGCAGAUGUGGCUGUUGCGUUUGUAGCGGUUGGAAGUAAUAAAAAUCACGGCGGAGCUAGCGUCGUCGGAGAGUCGAGGGUGGAUGAUGAAGCGGCAGUGAAAGAGGAAGGGCGUCGUGAGAUAAAGAGUGGUGUGGAUGUGAGUCAAGCGCUUAUACGAACGAGUGGAUAUGGAGACACAGCGUUGCUGAUUUUUGCACUUUGUUUUCACUCCAUCUUUGAGGGAAUCGCCAUUGGUCUCUCAGAAACUAAAAGCGACGCUUGGAGAAACCUAUGGACAAUAUCGUUGCACAAGGUCUUCGCGGCCGUAGCAAUGGGAAUAGCUCUCCUCAAGCUAAUCCCUAAGCGUCCAUUCUUUCUCACUGUCGUCUACUCCUUCGCCUUUGGGAUAUCGAGUCCCAUAGGUGUGGGGAUUGGCAUUGGCAUCAAUGCCACUAGCCAAGGAGCCGGUGGUGACUGGACCUAUGCGAUCUCUAUGGGCCUCGCUUGUGGAGUUUUCGUGUACGUUGCGGUUAACCAUCUCAUCUCGAAAGGGUAUAAGCCUCGUGAGGAAUGUUACUUCGACAAGCCAAUCUACAAGUUUAUUGCUGUCUUCCUUGGCGUUGCUUUGCUCUCCGUUGUUAUGAUUUGGGAUUGAUUUUAAGUGAUAUACUUAGUUUCAAUCAUUAGUUUUUUUUCUUUUUCUUUCAAAUCUCCUUGUUCAUAUUCUUCGUUUUUAUUAAUUUUGCAGAAUUUAACAAUUCAAUGUACGUAAACCGUUGUGAAAAAGAAUAUAAACAUUUAUGUA